CGGACUUGAUCAGAAGCCUGGAGAGGCUUGCCACACCUGGGACACAUGCACUCUAAGGAGGCCGCUCCCAUUCCGCUCCCGACUCCCACCACCCCAAAGGGCUCUACCCCCAGCCUGGGGCCAGCUCGCCGAGUCCAGGCUCUACAAGCCAGCUGCGACUCUUGGACACUUUCUUCUUUCACUUUUCUUUUUAGCACCAGAGAAGCUUGUUUCUCUUGGCUCUUGGGGAAGACCUGUUGACCCUGAAAGGCGGAGGGCGGGCUUCGGCGCAGAGCCGUGCAAUGCUUUGGCUGGGAGUGAUCCUGGCUGUCACGUUUUUUCUGCUCCAGCCGCGGCUCUUGCCCGCGACCUCACCGCACCCCAGAACCUGCUUGCAAGCCGGGACCCUAUGGAGGGGGCUUCCAUUCUAAUGGGUAGCUAGAAUGGAAAGGACUGAGCACACUCACAGCAGUAUUGUUUGGAAGUGGCCUGCCAUGCCAGUCUGGUUCUAGCUAAGAGAAAGUGAAAAUUCACCAGAGUCCAAGAGCAGAGUCCAAAGUCCAAAGCAGAGAAAGUGGAAUCCACGAAGAAUCCAAUUCCUGAUGCAGCCGUCUGGCUCCAUGGAGUGAGGUUGCAGCAUCAUGCACCAUGCUGGUGAUGUCACGGGCACCACGAAAGAAAAGAGCAUACAGCCGGUCUAUUAGGGGUAGGAAAUCAAACUUAAGAAGCACACAGAUCCAGUACUAUCUGUGCCUCAUUUUAAAUAGCCAUUUUUUCAGUUUUUUGACUGAAGUUGGAACACAUUUCGUCAUCCUCAGCUGUAUCAGUGCCCAUCUACCUAAAACUGAAGCUUCUCACUGGCAGGAUGUCAUAAAGGAUUUGAAGCACAUUCAAUUUCUCAUCCAAUCCUUAGAUAUUGACGCCACUCUGUAUACUGAAAGUAAUGCCCAUCCAAGUUGCAAAAUCACCGCGAUGAGGUGCUUUCUUCUGGAGCUUCGUGUGAUUUCCUACGAAUGCAAUAAUACCAGGCUCAGUGAAACAGUAGAAAAUGUCAUCCUCAUUGCCAAUACCACAUUAUCAUCAGACAGGAACAUCGCAGAAUCAGGAUGCAAAGAAUGUGAGGAACUGGAGGAAAAAAAUGUUGGAGAAUUUUUACAGAGCUUCAUACACAUAGUCCAGUCAUUUAUUGGCACCUCCUAAUGUCAUUUACUGCCUCUUCAUUGCUUCUGUCAGUGAAAACAUUCUGUACGAACUCCUGGGGCAAGGAUUCAUCUCCACCAGCCACCAGAAUUUGUCUAUCAAGAUAAUGAUCAAGACUACAGAAUUAAUUCACAUCACAGAACAAAGACAGAAAAGGAACCAAGUGUUUUGUGAUCUCUUUGUCAUUUUGUUUUUAAUUUAUUAUUGAAACUCUCCUAAAUGACAUGGGAUGGGAAACCAAGGCCUUUUUGCCCUGAAUCAGGUCUUACAUUUAAAGAAUAGACGUAUUUGAACAAGAUCUUUAGAAAGAGACGAAAUAGGAACAGCUAGGUGGUGCAGUAGAUAAAGAGAACCAUUCUCAGAGUCAGGAGGAUCUGAGUUCAAAUGUGACCUC
This is a messenger RNA of Vombatus ursinus (common wombat), 1573 nucleotides long. It is a transcript of the gene IL15, whose product is annotated as interleukin 15. The transcript is spliced from 8 exons. Gene Ontology annotation, cellular component: extracellular region. The coding region runs from base 628 to 1179 and encodes 183 amino acids. Gene Ontology annotation, biological process: positive regulation of tyrosine phosphorylation of STAT protein; positive regulation of cytokine production; neutrophil activation. Gene Ontology annotation, molecular function: cytokine receptor binding; cytokine activity. The record is from RefSeq and is a predicted model, not a curated record. Lineage: Eukaryota; Metazoa; Chordata; Mammalia; Diprotodontia; Vombatidae.